This is a messenger RNA of Musca domestica (house fly), 826 nucleotides long. Its product is annotated as protein Mabiki. The record is from RefSeq and is a predicted model, not a curated record. The transcript has a single exon. Lineage: Eukaryota; Metazoa; Arthropoda; Insecta; Diptera; Muscidae. Bases 17 to 826 code for a protein of 269 amino acids.
AAAUACAACAACAAAAAUGUCUUUCAAUAACUCUGACUCAUUUGAAUAUCGCCACAAGAAAUUCGAUCAAGGCAAACGGCCGAGAGAAGAUUCCAUCAGCAGUGGGAACAGCAGUAUCUUGAGCGAGGAUGAGGAUCGUUUGCAAAUCGAUAUUGAGAGUUUGGAUGAGGAGCAAGACAUGCAACAAACCAGCUACAGCUUCAAUACUCCGAGCAGCAACACAACCACAUCAUCUUACCUUAAUGAACAUCGCUUGAAUCCUGAAGGCAUAUCGGAGGAGCCACCAUACAAAAGAUCACGUACCGGAUCAUUUGGCUCGAAUUCAUCCUACAGUACCUACUCACCAAUCAUGGGACGUAAUACCUCAACACCCAUGAUGAUGCAGUCAUCUACCGCACCAGUCCUGGCACCCACCACAGCAAUUUUGCCGAAAAUCAGCACCGAAACCCUGGCCAGCAUUUGUAAAUACCACGGGAAUAUGGUAAGGAAAUUCCCCAAAAAAGAACGCACCCCCAAGGAUCAAGAGAGGCGUGAUAAGAACACCAUAGCCUGUCGCAUGAGUCGUCGUGUCAAGAAACUCGAACACAUUGCCAUUGAGGAGCAGUACAAGGAGUUCUCCCAGCAAACCUUUGAAAUUAUUGAAAGGGCAAUGAGAUCCACGGCCUAUUUGCAUGAACUGAUGAAGCUUUCAAAUGCUGUGACAUCAGGUGCAGAGGAAGAAGAGCGAGAUGUAAAAGUUUUCGGCAUUAAGCAGGAACAAAACUCAACCAUGACAUCGGAGAAGAAACCAUUCACGAUAGCCUAUCUAAUGGGAGAUCGGGAGUAG